CAAGGUCGUUCAAAUUUCAAAUCAAGGAAUAUCUGGGACAUAUCUGUUAAACAAUUCUGUUUAAAAAUGACUAUUUUAACUUCGGCAAUGAAGUUUAAAAAGUUACUGCUGAUUGAAUCCUUUGUAUGUUUAAUGGUGUUCAGUGAAAAAAUUUUGUGUAAUGAGCAAUGCGGCGGUUUUAACGUUUGCCCUAGAAAUAAACCAUUUUGUUCAAAGGCCGGAUGUGUGUUUGAAUGUCAGCAGCCGUUUUAUGUGAAUGGAACAUAUUGCGUCUCAACUUGCGGCGACUGGUUUGUGAAAAAUCAGCUUUGUGUGCGACACUGUCCUGAUAAAUGGUUCAUAAGAGAAACUCUUGAACUAAUUGGAAGCCAGGUAUAUUUGGAAAAACAUUGCAUAUCAUCAUGUAGUACUACUGAAUAUAUGUUUGAAGAUACAUGUGUUCGGGCAUGCCCUUUGAACUUUAUUUAUAAACAAUCAAGUCUGUAGUUCUCAGUGUGCUGGUGAUAAGCAUCUGCUACAGAAUUUUUCUAUCAACGCUGUAACAUACCAUGAAUGUGUUGGACAAUGCCCACAAUUUGUCGAUGGUAUUUACUGCACAGAAGAAUGCGGCACAAACAAAUUUGUUUUAAAUUCAACUUGUGUUGACAAGUGUCCUGAUUCACACCCUCUAACUUCAGGAAACGACUGUGUACAAAAGUGCCCAGAUACUACAGUGUACUUAGAAAACAACACUUGUCUUACAAAUUGCACAGAAGAAAAACCCUUUUACAGGAAUAAAACUUGCACAGAGACGUGCCCCGAGACAUUUUAUAUCACUAACCGCAGCGGAGUUAUGUUUUGUGAGUAUAUGUGUCAGGGAGGAGAAUAUACGUAUAAAAACACUUGCUUACAUUCGUGUGCCGAUGAUGGCAAAAGAAAUUACUAUCUAUUUUACUAUCACCAGACAUGUUUAGAAGAAUGUCCUGCAAAUUACUUUUCUAAAAAGAAUGAAUAUUAUCUUGUUGGAAAAUGUGUGGCUUCUUGUGCAAAGGAUGAGUUUAUUAACAACAAUACAUGUGUUGAAAAUUGUCCAGUAGACACGUUUGUGAUAAACUCUUCAUGCGUAAACAAAUGCCCGGCAAAGUUUCCUAUUAACUGCUUAGCAGAAAAGGGUGAGAAAUGCAAUGGAGAUGGCCCUCGUCCACAUACAUUAUCUCAGAAAUUAUGUGUGUCAAGCUGCCCAAAGAAUACGUUCAUUUUUAGCAAUGCGUGUGUAAAAGAAUGUCCGAUUUCCUACCGAGUAUCUGAGCAAGAAUGUGUAUCUGAAUGUCCAAAAGACUUUCCUCUUGUUCAGAAUAAAACUAUUUCAUAUAAAACAUGGAUACGAUGUUACUAUUGCCUUUCUGGCUGGGAAACAACUACUCAAACGGACCAUAUCCUCGAAUGCGUUUCUGAGUGUCGUGAAGGGACAGUGAAUUUCAACUCUACAUGUGUCUAUGAAUGCCCGUACAAUUAUCGGUAUAUCGAGAACGGAACAUGUCAAAUGAACGCAUGUACUAAGCAGUAUAUGUAUAAUGACUCUUCAAACAUAAUUUGUACUGACUCGUGUGGGGAUGAAUACUUUAUUUACAAUAACACGUGCGUGAAAGAAUGUCCAAAUAAUGUCUACAUAACAAAUAAAACGUGUCAUUUAGAUACAUGCAAAACAACGUACAUGUACAAUACUUCUUCUGUAAUAAUUUGCACAGAUGACUGCAUAAAGUACGGAUUUAUCCAUGAUAAAGCGUGUGCUACAAAAUGCCCGUAUUACGUUUUUAAUGGUGCGUGUGUGUUAAAUUGUCCAGAAAGUCAUGCUUUAAUGGUAAAUCAAACCCGCAAGAUACACUGUGACUAUGAACAAAAGAACUGUAACAAAACAGUUAGUUAUACAGAAUGUAAGAAUAAAUGUCCACAACCUUUAUACAAACACAAAGAUCUGUGUUUAGAUGUAUGCCCAAAAUCACAUUUUGUUUUUGACCAGACAUGUGUAGCAAUGUGUCCACAAUCGCACCCUUUUCAUCAACAAAUGAAUGUGAAAGGUAACAAGACUAAUUCACCAGAUGGAAAAGAUCAACAACUGUUGUCACAAGAUGUUAAGUAUUUCAAUGUGUGUGUUGUACAAUGUACCUAUCCACGCUAUCUCCUUGACAAAGCAACCUAUUCAUGUCUAGAUACAUGUCCAAAUACAACAAGAUACAUACAUUCAAAUGUGUGUACCACAGGUUGCCCGAAAGGAAAACUGUCUAAUGAAAUUAAGAAAGGAACGGAAUGCAUCGACAACUGUCCUUCUAAAAAACUCCUUUUUAAUAAAACCUGUAUUCAAGCAUGUCCUCAAAAUACAUACAAUUACAAUAAUUCUAAAUGUGUUUUUAAAUGUCCAGACUCGCAGCCUUUAGGAUUAACAAGUGGGAAAUGGCGCUGCAUUAGAAGUUGUGAAAGUUACGAACUAUUCAAAAACGGAAAGUGCAUUUCUGAGUCAGACUGUGAAGAACCAUACUUUGCUUUUGAGAAUACAUGCGUGAAUACCUGUCCAGAAGGUUAUAUCUGGGUCAACGGAUGUGGUAAGAGAUGGAGUCAGACCGAAACUAUAGUGACCGUAGUGACACUCAGUAUAUUUAUUAUUCUGGCUUUUUGGUGCAGAGUAACGCUGAAAGAAUAUUUCAUUGUACUCUCAAUGAUAAUUAUCAAGGCAGACGUGUAUUGCAACAUGAACAGCGAUGAGAGCCUUGUGGCGGAAUAUGAUAACCAAAAUGAAGACGAACAACCUUUACUGAUAGAGUUGGAUGAACAUGAAGAAACUUAAUAGGCAUCGUGGAAAAAAUAGUUCUAACUGUAGAGUUUUUACUAGAGUUUAUAAUUGCUACAUCUUUGUCGCAUGUACCUUCCCUGAUUAACAUAAUGUUAUUCCACAAUCUAUAAAAAAUCGUACUUAGUGGAAACUGUCCAGCACGAUAUGGAGCAAGGUUGCUUUUAAUAGAAAGCAUAUAAAUAUACGCCAAGAUGUAAAACAUGUAUUCAGCAAUGAUACAACUGAACUUUUGCAGCAGUUAAAAUCUGUUAAAACCAAACAUAUAAUUCAUGUUUGCGCGGCGGAUAAAACAAAAUGUCAGAAAUGCGUCAGCAAGAUGCAACAGACUGUUUUGAAGACAUAUUCUGGAGACAUAUAAUGUAUGUUUGAACGACUAAAACAUAUAAACAUAUAAAAUGCGUGCAACCCAAUUGAUCCAGCGGCCAUGGAAAUUCAUUAUCAAGAAUUUCUUAUACUUGUGGCUCCUUCACAAAAUCGAGAUGACUGUAACAUAUACGUUGUCUUGUGUAAUUUAUGAAGUUGGGGAAUAGCGAAAAGUCAUUUUAUAGUUUUUGAUGUUUAUUAAUAUAAUAUAUCCAGAAUAAAAUUAAAGAUGUUGUCAGGUCUAAAGAUUCUAGCAAACUGAUACAGAAAUACAGAGGUAUAGAAAUAUAAUUAUUUCAGCAAUUUCAAAGGCAGCAUUCACAUGACAUAUCCAAGAAACAAACAUAUUGAAUCAAAAGAUUUUACAAUAAGGUGUUAAUGAUACAUGUCAAUCAACGUGGAACCGCCUCGGUAGCCUAGUGGUAGAGCAUCCGCUUCGAGUGCGGAAGGUCGUGGGUUCGAUCCCCGGCCGCGUCAUACCAAAGACGUAAAAAAUGGUACUAGUAGCUUCCUCGCUUGGCGCUCAGCAUUAAGAGGGUAGUGCUAGGACGGAUCAGCCCGGUGUCGGUAUAAUGUGACUGGGAGGGGUAUCAUGUCACGUGUCUACGGCGUGAUAUUCCAGUGAGGCAGCACUAUAAAGUUGGGCAUUGUGCUCACUGCUACAAGUAGACACCGUCGUUUAUAUCACUGAAAAAUUGUUGAAAAAGACGUUAAACCCGAACACGCACACACACACACGCACACACACACACACACACACACACACACACACACACACACACAAUCAACGUGGAAAAUAAGAGACUUUGAAGAACUAACUAUAAAACUGAAUGGAGAGAUUUGGUAACAAGGUGACAUAUACCAUCACUUUGACCUUCCUUAACUCUUUGAAGUUUGAGACCACCCAAAAGUCUACAAAAUAUGCAUACAAAAAGUAUAGACGUGAAUAUUACAAAGUCACAUAACAUGACAGCUUUCAGUUACAUUUAAACAAAACGUCUGGUCACUCCGGUAGAGACCGUACUAGAGAGGCGAAUUGUAGGCGUUUAAAUGGCAAGGUAUAGAUAAAUCUGUAAGAUAUGGUGCGGUUCAAAAAUAAAGUCAGGCACUGGUGUAGAAAAUAUUUACUUAAAUCAGUUAAAACAUUUCAGAAAUUUCAGGUGAUAACUUUCUCUGUUACAUAGUGAUAGCAUAGCAUGAACUCGAAAGUACUAAGUUCACUCCCCUAGAAAAUGGUCAAGAAGCCCAUUGCUCCAUAGACGUAACGUAUGGCUCCACUCCUGAUGCAAAGUUAAUAUCUUUUCCCGUAAAGUAUACAGAAUGGCUACAAUAAGCUUCAAAGAUGCUAAAUAAUCUUGAUAAAUGGAGGCUAAGUUUAACAGUUUCGAGGCUUAAAUUGGAUAGGACCUUCGUAACUGAAAAUCCUGUCAGUCCUAGCGUUAAAAUCUUGCAUGAAUUACCUUAUUCUAACCGCUGAUUCUAACUGCAGUAUUUAGUUACAGUUUAAUAGAAGAAGUGGAAACCCACAGGUCGCCCAACAUGACAUAAAUAAAAAUGUUUCAGGCUCGGUUCGAGAAAAAGGAGAUAUGUUUGUAUUGCGGUAUACAUUGAACCUUCAAUGAUACACAAAGUGCAAUUCCGUGAAAAGCGGCGUAUUAUACCCAGUUAAAAUAAUGGGUUUUCCCUAAACGAUAAAUGGGCAAUACUAAACAAUCUGGAGAAAGGGGAUCUGAGGUUACGGAGCCUUUAUAUCACUGAACAUUCCAAAAGAUUCAUGACGUGGUGGAACAGUAUCCAACGCUAUUAAAGCUGAAAUAUUGGAACCAACAAGGCCGACAUGUUCAAGCUAAAAAUAAUGUAAACAGUAUACAAACAAAACAUCAGUGUCUUGCUGAACGAUCUGAAGAGAUCGAAAUGAAGUAGCUCUGAUUGAAAUGUACGAGGGGACAUUUUACGAUCAUAUAUAACGUCUAUAGCGCAAUGUACCAAACACCUUUAUAAAGAGUGAACUUAGUACUUUCAUGUUCAGUAGUACGGUGUGCGAAUCGCCUCUAUAGUACGGCCUCUGCCGGAAUGACCAGACGUUUUGUUUCAAUGCAAUUGAAAGAUUUCUUUUCGAUUUUCUGAAGGAGCGGCAAGUGCAAGAAAUUCUAUAUUUCUUAUACAGACUUUUAUCACGUAUUUAUAAAGACGACCACAGUU
Molecule: messenger RNA, 5392 nt
Organism: Mercenaria mercenaria
Lineage: Eukaryota; Metazoa; Mollusca; Bivalvia; Venerida; Veneridae
Product: proprotein convertase subtilisin/kexin type 5-like
Exons: 3
Coding region: 833-2821 (662 amino acids)
Source: RefSeq, a predicted model, not a curated record